This is a messenger RNA of Xylaria bambusicola, 2478 nucleotides long. RefSeq names its product armadillo-type protein. NCBI's taxonomy places the organism in Eukaryota, Fungi, Ascomycota, Sordariomycetes, Xylariales, Xylariaceae. The record is from RefSeq and is a predicted model, not a curated record. Gene Ontology annotation, cellular component: cytoplasm; protein phosphatase type 2A complex. Gene Ontology annotation, molecular function: protein phosphatase regulator activity. Bases 229 to 2100 code for a protein of 623 amino acids. The transcript has 8 exons. Gene Ontology annotation, biological process: protein dephosphorylation.
CACCCACGCGAUCAACAACAUCACCACCACCACCACUGCCACCACCACUGCCAUCCCUUACCACCGCCACCGUCGUCCCGACUCCCCCCCCGUCUGCCGCCAUCGUCGCCAUCGCCGUCAUCGUCAUUGCUGCUGUCGACGCUGCCUUCGACUUGAACUCCCGACCUUGAAUUGCAAUAUCGUGCAUAGUCUUUCGAGCACCAUCAAACAGCAUUCCUACCCUUCGCCAUGGCUGACGCGCCUAGUGCGAACGAUGAGCUUUACCCCAUUGCCGUGCUCAUCGACGAGCUAAAGCACGACGACGUCCUCCUUCGACUCAAUGCCAUUCACCGUCUUUCGACUAUCGCGCUUGCUCUGGGCCCCGAGCGCACUCGCGAAGAGCUCAUCCCUUUCCUAGAUGAGUCUGUCGAAGACGAGGACGAGGUUCUCGUUGCAUUAAGUGAAGAACUCGGUAGUUUUAUCGAAUACGUCGGCGGUCCCCAAUAUGGCCAUGUUCUUCUCUCCCCCCUCGAGAACCUCGCUGCUAUUGAGGAACCCGCCGUUCGUGACAAGGCUGUCGAGUCGCUCAACAAGAUCUGCCAAGAUCUUUCCGCCCAGCAAAUCGAAGAAUAUUUCAUUCCGCUCACGCUCCGACUCAGUAAGGCUGACUGGUUCACAUCCAAAGUCUCGGGCUGCGGUCUGUACACAGCCCCAUACAAGAAGAUCUCCCCACAGUCUCAGGAACAGCUUCGUACACAAUUCGGCCUCUUGGUCCACGAUGAGACUCCUAUGGUUCGUCGGCAGUCCGCUACAAACCUAUCCAAGUUUGUUAAGGAGAUGACCGCCCCGGUGGUUAUCGAAGAAAUGAUACCACUUUUUCAACAUCUUGCCCAGGAUGAUCAAGACAGCGUUCGACUACUAACCGUCGAGAUUCUGAUUUCAAUCGCCGAAGUUGUCCCUAAAGACCAGCAAGCUAGCCAUAGCGUGUUACUCACAUCAUUGCGUAACCUGAUAGAAGACAAGAGUUGGAGAGUCCGUUAUAUGAUCGCGGAUAGGUUUGAAAAGAUUGCCAAGGCGGUAGGCGACGAAACUGUCUCGCGAGACCUGGUGCCGGCUUUCGUCAAGCUUUUGAAAGAUAACGAGGCCGAAGUCCGGACCGCUAUCGCCGGCCAGAUUCCUGGUUUCUGCAGUCUAGUAGAUCGAGAUGUUCUCCUCAAGGAUAUUAUGAGCUCCGUUGAGGAUUUAGUUUCUGAUCCGUCUCAACAUGUCCGCGCUGCCCUUGGCACACAAAUCAGCGGACUUGCUCCUAUUCUGGGCAAGCAAGAAACCAUUGACCACCUUCUACCCAUGUUCUUGCAAAUGCUAAAGGAUGAGUUCCCCGAGGUUCGCCUCCACAUUAUCUCAAAACUUGAGCUUGUAAAUCAAGUGAUUGGGAUCGACCGUUUAUCACAAUCGCUGUUACCCGCGAUCGUUCAGCUAGCCGAGGAUAAGCAAUGGAGAGUUAGGCUUGCAAUUAUCGAGUACAUCCCCCUUCUUGCUAGCCAGCUUGGAGUUAAGUUCUUCGAUGAGAAGCUGAGUGGACUUUGUAUGGGAUGGCUCGGUGACACAGUGUUUUCUAUCAGAGAAGCUGCAACCCAUAAUCUGAAAAAACUUACUGAAGUUUUCGGUGUUGAGUGGGCCAGCGAGGCAAUUAUCCCGAAAGUUAUGGCAAUGGGCUCGCAUCCCAACUACCUAUACCGGAUGACAACAUGCUUCGCGAUCACAACAUUGGCUACCGUUGUCAGCUUGGACGUGAUUGGGAAAUCUAUCUUGCCUAUGCUAGAAAAGCUAGUAGAAGAUGCCAUUCCUAACAUUCGGUUCAACGUAGCGAAGACCUACGCCGAGUUAGUUAGCGUCUUAAAACGACUACCAGAUGAGGGCACUAUCUACAGCUUGGAGAAGGCUGGAAAGACCGAUACGACACCGUCACCCAAGUCAACUGAGUUGAUCCAGCAACGUAUAUUGCCGCACUUAGAGAAGCUUCAGAAGGAUGAGGAUGUGGAUGUAAGGUUCUUUGCCACGACCGCGGCUGCUGCCGUUCCGGGUGUAGGUGGGGGAGAACCAAUGAACACGUCACCAUAAUCGAGAGAACAGCUUUAAAAAGAGAGAUUUUCCUCCGACAGCUUGUCAUGGCCAUAAAGUUCUGACCUCUUAGCAAAUGCAUCCUGCGAGUUUACGCCGCCAUUGUUACUACGAGUUGAUUACACUACGAGUUACUUGGGUGGAUGCAGCGAUUCCUGUUCUGUUGGGGGGGAGUGAAAACGAACGUACACACCUUACCUUAUAAUGGGGCCAUGAGUAUAGAGAAGUUGGCAAAGCAUCGAAAAAUAGCGUCGCCACUACGGUGCCGACGAAAUCAUGAAAUUUUAAAGAAUAAGCAGAAAUCCAAUAGAACAAUUAUCUAUGAACUAGUCAGGAGUUUGAUGUCCUUGUGUACAUGCUAUGUGAUGGCUCUCUCCC